Molecule: messenger RNA, 2868 nt
Organism: Fraxinus pennsylvanica
Lineage: Eukaryota; Viridiplantae; Streptophyta; Magnoliopsida; Lamiales; Oleaceae
Source: the annotation of a GenBank genome assembly
AUGGGAAAAGCGAAAGAUAAGAAUGGAAGUGUGAAGCUGUUUGAUGAUGACAGUAAUGGGUUGGAUGAUGACGUUUCGAAGAUUGAGAUUAAUCAAGAAUUUGCCCGUCGAUACGAGCACAAUAAGAAGAGGGAAGACUUGCAGAGAAUCCAGGAACUGGAAAAGAAAGGGGUCGUCAGUUUUAGAGAUGAUGAUUCGGAAGAUUCUUCGUCGGAAGAAGAGGAGGAGGACAUACUUAUGACAAGUAAAAAGCAGGAUUUGAAAUUUUUUGAUGCUUUGAUUAAGGUGAAAAAACAAGAUCCUUCGUUAAACAGUAAAGAGGCGAAUUUGUUCUUUUCUGAUUCUGAGUCAAUGUCGGAGGAUGAAAGUGAUAAUAAGAAUGAGAACCGAAAGCUAGAUAAUAAUAAUGAUGGUAGAAAGGGGAAGAAACCCAUGUAUUUGAAAGAUGUUGUUUCAAAGCAUUUAAUUGAGGAGGGUCCGGAGUUCAAUGAUGAAGAUGACGAUGAUGAUGAAGAUGUGAAUAAUAAGAAUAUUGAUGGUAAUGUGAAAGUAAAGAGUUUUUUGGAAGAACAAGAGGAGUCAAGGAGGGAGUUUUUAAAGGUGCUUGAGGAGGCUGCGAAUGUUGAGGAUGAGGAAGGGGAUUUUUUGAGAGUGAAAAAUGGCAAUGGUAAAGGGGAAGAGGACGAUGGUGAAAUUGAGGAAAAGUUGGAUGAUUAUUUUGGGGAGGAUGAAAAGCUAGAUGAGGACACUAAGUUCUUAAAAGAUUAUUUUAGGAAUAAAUUGUGGCUAGAUGACAGUAAAAGUAAUAAUAUUGUGGAUGAGGAUGUCGGGUUUUCAGAGGACGAGGAAGAGAUAGUAAAGCAAGAGGAUUUCGAGAGGGGGUAUAAUUUUAGGUUUGAAGAGAAUGCGGGGGAUAGGGUAAUGGGUCAUUCACGAAAAGUGGAGGGUUCUGUAAGGAAAAAAGAGAAUGCUAGAAAGGUGCAGAGGGAGAGGAAGGAAGAGAGAAUGGUGCAGGCUGAGUAUGAGCGGAAUGAGGAAUUGAAGCAUUUGAAGAACUUGAAGAAAAAGGAGAUUAAAGAGAAAUUGCAAAAGAUUAGGGAGGCUGCAGGAAUUAGGGAGGAUGGCAAUUAUUUGUUGAAUGAGGAUGAUUUGGAGGAAGAAUUUGAUCCCGAGGAGUAUGACAGGAAGAUGAAGGAAGCAUUUGAUAAUAAAUAUUACAAUGCAGAGGAUAUGGAUCCAGAGUUUGGGAGCAGUAGCGACGAAGAUGCGGCUGAGUAUGAGAAACCUGAUUUUGAUGAGGAAGAUAGGUUGCUUGGACUUUCAAAUGGUUAUGACGAGGUGAAGGAGACUGGAGAUGGAUUCUUGUCGGCCAGGCAAAGAAUUUUGAAAAGUAAGGUGCAUGGUGAAGAUGAAAAUCAGCUUGUAGAAGAUGAAGGAAAUGAUCUUAAAGAGGGUAAGCGGAAGAGAAAGUGGAAGCCUAGUGAAGUGGAGAACGCAGUUAGAGAGCAAUUGAUGGAGGAGUAUUAUAAGUUGGAUUAUGAAGAUACAAUAGGAGACUUGAAAACAAGGUUCAAGUACAAACCUGUCAAGUCUAAAAGAUUUGGAUUGAGCACCGAGGAGAUUUUUAUGCUGGACGACAAGGAGUUGAAUCAGUAUGUUUCUAUGAAAAAGCUGGCUCCUUAUAGGGAGAAGGAAUGGAAGGUGCCUCGUAUUAAAACAUACCAGCAAAAACUGAGGAACAGGGCACUUCUUGAAGGAGAGACAUCAAAUACUAAUAACAAAGAUAAUAAUAAGAAAGGACGUAAUGACGAAUUAAGAGAAGGCGUCGUCAAGCAGAACUCAAACUGUCAUAUUCAAGGCUUAUGGCGUAUGGGAAAAUCCAUUCCAAGCCUAAGAGUGCGAAGCAUUAGAACAGAGUAUGGUCAAAAAUUUCGCAAUAUUUCUAUUGAAGAUUUUGAAAUUUCUUACAAAGUUCAUCACCUAGCCCGGUAUUAUCAUCAAGAGGAGCAAGGUAAAACAUUCGAUUCACUUGACAGACUUACUGGUGUGAAAUGGUUCAUUGGUGAAUCGAAAUUCGAUUAUAAAGAGAAUGCUAAGAAUAUUAUAAGAGAAGGAGUGGAAUUUUACAGCAAUGGAGAUUACUAUGAAGGUGAGUUUCACCAUGGUAAAUGCAAUGGGAGUGGGGUGUACAAUUACUUUGCGAAUGGGAGAUACGAGGGCGACUGGAUUGAUGGGAAGUACGAUGGGUAUGGAGUGGAGAGUUGGUCGAGAGGGAGUCGAUACCGGGGGCAGUAUAGGCAGGGAUUGAGGCAUGGCUAUGGAGUUUAUAAGUUUUACACUGGGGAUACAUAUGCAGGGGAGUGGUGUAAUGGGCAGAGUCAUGGGAUGGGAGUGCAAUCCUGUGCUGAUGGGAGUUGUUAUAUUGGAGAGUUCAAAUGUGGGGUUAAACAUGGCCUUGGUUCUUAUCAUUUUAGAAAUGGAGAUAGAUAUGCUGGUGAAUAUUUUGGAGAUAAAGUCCAUGGUUUUGGCGUCUAUCACUUCUCGAAUGGUCACUGCUAUGAGGGAUCUUGGCAUGAAGGACGAAAACAAGGUUAUGGCAUGUAUACUUUCCGAAGUGGUGAGACGAGAUGUGGCGAAUGGGAUGGUGGUAAUCUUAAGACGUCCCUUCCUCCGCUAACUGAUGCAGUUCUGCGAGCUGUUCAGGCUGCUAGAAAAACUGCGGCAAAUGCAAUAAAACCCUGCAUGGUUGAUGAACAAGUGAACAAGGCUGUUAAGGCUUCAAACCGAGCUGCCAAUGCCGCCAGAGUUGCUGCUGUUAAAGCUGUUCAGAACAGGAUUGAUGGAAAAUUCUGCGAUACUGAAGUUUAA